GGACGUCCCGCAAAUUAUUUUCACAAGCGGAGAACCUGCAUCCGGACGACUUAACUAUUAAAUUGGUUGUAUGUGGAAAUAUGGCCACUAUGCACGGUUAAGCAGGAGGCAGUAGUUAUGUUGUAUUACCUAAAACUCGCUCAUGUCAGGCGGAAACAUCAUUUCUAAACAAUUUCAUGACAUUUUUCUCUUACUUUCGUUCGAUUACGCGUUUCGUCUAAGGUGCCCGAGGCAUUCAAACUGACUUUGAAAACUAAAUUAUGUGGGCAUAAGUGGAAGGUGCUUAACGGGCUCUGCUCGGCUAAGAAAGUGUGUUUUUAUGUUCUGCCUGAGUCAAAAUGCUACUACCAUUGUGAAACGAACUGAAAGAGUUCCCCUGCUUAUACCGCAGGAAAUGGAUUUCCCUAUGCGAUGUGUUCUCGCUAUUCUGAUCGGAGUUUCUUUGUGGUUCGCGUAUGGAGUAUUUCAGGAAAAUUUCUCUAGGCUUCAAAAUACACAAACAUCUCAGUGCCGAUUGAAUUUCAUUAGCUACCACAGCAGUCAGCUCGAAGAUUCUUGGCUGCGCCGAAUUAAAGAAUGGCAAAUCGACCCAUGCAGUGUUUUUCCUGAACAGAAGCGCGAGGCAGAAGUUUGGAUAAACUAUUCGACUUCGACUGACUUCAGCAGACCCGAUUUCAGCCCUCCAAGAAAUAUCUUCAGCUUUUUUCGAUAUAAACGAUCAUGCGAUGGUGGGGAAGUUAUAGUGCAUGUAGAACCUCUGGCUUUUUUAACAAGGCACCCGUUCUUCUGCUCAAAAGAACCAAUCGCUGGAAAGCCAAACGGGGAUUACGUUGUGGAUAAAUCAUACCUACUUCUGGACUGGGAUAAACGAAGAAAUUGGAUCAAGAAGCGGGCGCUGUACUUUGACCUAGGGGCAAGUACGUUCGAUAAUGGAGCAGGUGGGAACAGCCAGCAAUGGAUAAUCGAACAUUAUGCUAAGCGUGGCAUAUUGUUCGACUCAAUUUUUGCUUGGGAAGCUCUGGCUAUGAACGCUUUGGAUGUGUUCAAAGUGAUUCCGCAGCAGUACUAUCACAAAUAUCAUUGGUACAAUUUCCCCAUUACGGCAAAAGUAGAAGACGGAAGGAACCCUUGGACAGUUUUAUCCAAUACUGCGGAGUCUGAAGAUUUUGUAGUUGUGAAACUUGAUAUCGACAAUCCCGACAUUGAGAACGCUUUGGUGGAGCAAAUUAUGAAUAACGAAACUCUGAGUGGUUUGAUAGAUGAGUUUUACUUCGAGCAUCAUGUCAAUGUUACACCAAUGUGGCCUUAUUGGGGACAAUCCUAUGACCUGUUUUUGAAGGACACUUACAGUACUUUCCUUAAGCUGCGAAAGACUGGCAUAGCUGCGCACGGCUGGGUUUAAACUUCGAACUGAUUUUUGUGCAAAAUCGGUUUGAAAUUUGACGGAAGCUUUUGUAGUUCCUUAUCUGCCUAAGCAUAAUUGUUGGCUAAAGCAGGUGCAAAAACAUUUUCCCUGUGAGUAGCGAAAAAAAUAGUCAAGUCAUCAGCAUUACUAUAAUCGUCCCACUGUAGUUGUCAAAAUAUUCAACAGUCAAUAUCUAAAAAAGCCCAAAGCCAAGUUAUGCCGUA
Molecule: messenger RNA, 1629 nt
Organism: Paramacrobiotus metropolitanus
Lineage: Eukaryota; Metazoa; Tardigrada; Eutardigrada; Parachela; Macrobiotidae
Exons: 3
Coding region: 320-1402 (360 amino acids)
Source: RefSeq, a predicted model, not a curated record